ACCUUGCAUCAAAACUGCUUUCCUCGCGCGCCAUCGCCAUACAGGUACAGCUUGCGCAACCCGCACAAGCCGCGCAGAUUCCGUCCGGAGCGCACCGGAGCGAGCGUGAUGGAAGUUUGACGGCGUCACGUGUGUUGUUAGUGCAGUGCUAAAGUGCCCAUGGAGGGAAAAAUCUCGCACAGCGGCCUCCUGGCCCGCAGCCCUGAGGGCCACGCGGCCCGAGGCAUGCAGAUCAAGGGCAACGAGGACGUGUGGGUGGAAAUACAGGCCAACACCUUCAGGAAUUGGGUGAACGAACACCUGCCGCAGAACCUGAGGGUGGCGGACCUGUCGCAGGACCUGUGCACGGGGGUGAGGCUGUGCGCGCUGGUGGAGGCGCUGAGGGGGCAUCCGCUGAAACCCGCGUGGAACAAGAGGCCGGCCAACCAGCACCACUACCUGGAGAACGUCACGACGGCGUUGAGCGCUAUCGAGCAGGAUGGGGUCAAGCUGGUUAAUAUAGGCAACCUCGACAUUGUCAACGGCAACCUGAAGCUAAUUUUGGGUCUAAUCUGGUCCUUGAUCGUCCGCUACCAAAUAGGUCGAUCCAAGUUCCCUCCACGAAAACUGAUGCUGGCGUGGCUCCAGGCCGUUCUACCGGAGUGCAAAGUAGGCAAUCUCACCACAGACUGGAACUCUGGGGUGCUAUUAUCAGCCCUAGUAGACUACUGCCAGCCUGGCCUUUUCCCUCACUGGAGAAAAUUAGAUAAGAGUAACAAUAUUGAAAAUUGUCGACGUGCCAUGGAUAUAGCCCAACGCGAUCUGGGAAUUCCUGCUGUCCUUGAACCGGAAUAUCUAGCGUCGCCGUGGUUAGACGAACUAUCCGGCAUGACGUACUUAUCGUACUUCAUGAAGCCUGGCUCUCCUGGUUUUCACGCCACUUUAAGAUGGGUCAACUCACGACUAGAAAGACCGGUCAACAAUUUCACCAGCGACUGGAACGACGGAAAAGUAAUCAGCGAAAUAAUCCGUUCCCUCGGUGGAUCCGCCCCAGCUCCAGAAAAACUACGAAGCGAGUCCCAGUAUUGGGAGUCCAACCUUUACCAAGCCUUAGACGCUGGAAAAAGACUAGGUGUACAGCCCAUAUUAUCAGCCAAGGACAUGGCAGACGUACACGUCGAGCAUUUGGGAGUGAUGGCGUACGCCGCGCACUUCCAGUGGGUGCCAGAGAGGCCUCCGUUGCACGACCUGCUCAACGUAACCCUUAAUUCUACUUCGGGAAGGGUCGGAGAACCUACGCACUUCCAAGUGAACCUCUUGGAUUCUUCCCUCUCACAUUCCUAUGUCUCGGUUGAAAUACGCGGACCCGAUAACAAAAUCUACCUGGUGAAAAACCUGAAGCAAGGAAGAGGUCUUUUCGUGCCUCAGAAAGUUGGUAUGCAUGAAAUCGUCGUCAAGUACGAAGGACAGGAAGUUGUUAGUGGCCACUAUUUCCGCGUAUUACCUCAACUUGUGGAAGUUGCUCCUCCGGGAAUGGCGCCGUGUGCUUUAGGGUCUUUGGUUCAAGUGCUCGUGAAUGCCACAGGAGCACCCAGAAGGGAGGAUAUUUUGGUGACGGCGUACAGUCCUACAGGAAGGCCUUUAAAUUGUCCGUUGAAGACGAUCGAUGGUACCAAUAGUGCUACGUUUAAGCCGGAUGAAGCCGGAGAAUGGAGGAUCGAGAUUACGUAUCAAGGAAAACAAAUCCAGGGCGGUCCUUUCACAUGCUCAGUCUUCGAUCCAAACGGCGUCCAAGUUUCCGGUUUAGAAGGAGCCUUACCAUUGGUACCACACAGCAUAGACUUGGACUGCAGAGCAGUGGGAGUACCAGGAGAAGUCUACGCCGACAUAGUCCACGACAAACGUUCAGUACACUGUAGGGUCGAACGAGUCAACUCCUCCGGUCUUCUUUACAGAAUCCACUUCACCCCAAAAGACGUCGGAAAACAUCGCGUGUAUGUUUACUUUAACGGCUACGACGUCAAGGGUUCACCUUUCAUGAUGAGGGUUGGAACGCAGAAACGUUCAAAAUCCUCGAGCAGUCCCAGUCCUAAUUCCACAUACAGACAAAGUCCAACUAGUCGUUACUCAAAUUCUAGUCCAAUCAAUCACGUAAAGAACUCCAGUUAUAGUAACUAUAGACAAAAUGCAAGUCCUGUAAUGAGCGAGACACAUAAGUAUGCCCAGGACUACCACAAGAUGUCGUUGGCAGAAAAAAGAAAUUCUCCCAGUUUUAACGAUCGCACAAGUAGUCCUAGUUACUUAAAUCGGACUAAUAGUCCAAGUUACAUGCAACGAACUCAAAGUCCCAGUUACAACAGAUCUGAUAGCCCUGAUUAUAUUAGUAGUAGGAGGUUAAACGAGAAACGAUUCGACACUGCUAGUCCCAAUUUUGCCAAAAAAGCAGAGUACGACUCCAACUAUACAUCGAAGAUGUCUUCCAUGAGGAUUUCUGAUUCCAGAAGCCCGAAUUUCGUAGAAAGGUCUAGUCCAGAUGUUGGGUACAGCUUGCGGUACGAAAAACGCGUCAACGAAAGUAGAACCUUCACGAAUUCGUUCGAUCAGAACGAUGGCAUAGAUACUAGUCCUAUUGUUAAGGUUUCUGCUCUGACCGAUCAGUCUUCUGCUAGAAGAGAUUCCUGGGAUGCCAUUGCCAAAACUCGAAAUAUCCUCUCUGAACGAAGUUUGGAAUCAGUGGCCAAUUUAACAGAUUCACAGCUAGAUGCAGACUUGCGCAGAAGAAAAGUCGAAGAACAUAAUAAAGUUUUCUCACAGGAACACAACUACACGUCAUCACAGAAGUACUCCAACAACAUAGAUAUCUAUGGGGAAAGAGACAAAUACGACAGACGUUCGCCUUCAGGGUAUAGAAAUGUUGUAAGAAAUGGGGGCGCUGCUGCUGUUAAAGUACAACCCGUACCUGACGGAGUUUUAGGACAGCCUGUAGAAUUCGAAAUUGAUGGAAGUGGUGCCGGUUCCGGUGAUUUGGAAAUUCUGGUUGAGGGAGGCCGCGUUACUUCCAGUGUUAGAAGUCUAGGGGGACAACGAUUUAAAGCUGCGUUCACACCGCAUCAAGCUCUGCCACAUCGUGUUGACAUUAAGUUUAACGGUGAAACGGUGCCAGGAAGUCCCUGGCAUGUAAACAUCAUGUCGAACUCGAAUCUGUCGGUUUUGGGAGAAACGACACGGCUAGUACCGGCCAACACCUCGGCAGUUUUUGAAAUUAUUACUAGUACCAAUGUAGCACCGGACGAUUUGAUGGUGCACGUUAUUUCACCGAGUAAAAGGGCGGUGCAGGCCAGAGUACUACCGGGAAACAGAACCGGAGUGCAAAGUGUGGAGUUCGUACCGACCGAAGUUGGUACUCACAUUAUUGAAGUUACUGUUAACGGAGACAAGUUACCUUCGGGGCCUUUAAUCGCUAAAGUUUACGAUGCGGGGUUAAUACAAGUGGCCGAUGUCAGCGGAGGGGUUGUAGGUCAACCUGUCCAAUUUAGAGUGGACGCAAGUCAGGCCGGCGAAGGCCAGUUAGAAAUCUCCAUCAACGAAGGAGAAGUCCCGAACCACGUCCAGGUGGUAGGCGGCGGCCGCUGCCUCGUAUCCUUCACCCCCGACCAAGCGAAACCCCACCUUAUCGACAUCAAAUUCAACGGCGAAACCGUCCGAGGAUGCCCUUUCGUCUGCUCGGUGUCUGACACCAGUCGAGUGACCCUCAGCUUAUCCCACUUAGAGCUCGUCCCCGUAAACCAGCCCAGCUCUUUCCACAUGGGGGUGGCUGGGGGCGGCGCCGCAGAACUAGCCGUGGCCGUGCGCGGCCCCAUCGGGGAGCUUCCAGUGAAAGUCACCGGGGACAUCCACUCGGGCUUCACCGCCGAGUUCACCCCAGCCCAGGUGGGGGCGCACCAAAUCAGCGUAGAUUACAACGGGAGACCCGUCCAGGGCACGCCGUUCAUAGCCAAGGCCUUUGACUCGAAUAAGGUCACGGUGGGGACGGUGGCCAGAGGGACCGUAGGCCGGCCUGUGACCUUCUCGGUUGAUGCCAGUGAGGCAGGAGAAGGCAACCUGGAGAUAACCAUAAGUGCCAGGGGUUUGAACAUCCCCACGCAAGUGCACCCGCAAGGCAACGCGAGGUUUGCAGUGAGUUUCGUGCCAGCGGAGGCCUGUGACCACGUUGUGAAUGUUGCUUUUAAUAAGAGACCUGUGGUGGGAUGUCCUUUAAUUGUUAGUGUAGGAGGAGGAGGAAAUGGACCCAGUGUUACUUUGCCGGGGCCGGGGCCUGUGCACAGGCCUAGCACUUUACUCAUUAAUCAUCCUGGAAGACUCGAAGAUAUUGAGGUUAAUGUUGAGGGUCACCGUCGACUAUUGUAUUAGAAAAACUUUUACUAACGUAUCUGUAUCCUUCUCUAACGAUCCUUCUUCCCUCACCUUCUAAAAUAUUAUUUUUUAAUAAAUUCUUCUUUUACGAUUUUUUUUAUAAUUUAAAUCUUUUCAUGGAAUGUUUUACUUUGGCAGCGGUCUAACCACUGGAGAACUACACCACAAGUUCUCCUUCAACUCAUUUCAAUAAAUAAAACUGCUAUUGCCAUUCGCGUGUGAUUACAUCAAUUUUAUGCUAGUCACUUUGAUUUCUUUAAAACGCUGGCGUGAGUUCCAUUUUUACACUGUUUACAUUAUUUUCCACACUUUAAUUAGAGAAAAUAACUUCGAUGCAUACAUUUUAGGGUUCAUAGAGCUGUCUAAGUAAUCUGCAAUUUUAUACCGAAAUUCAAUUAAGUGAAUACCGAACAAAUCAGAAUUGCACAUAAAUUAACAAAGUUGAAUCGAUUUAAGUCAAUUAAAACUUUCAUUGGUGAAAUUUUACAAGAACUUGAUCUCCCGAAGUCUCAUCUCAUCACUCUUAUCGUAAAUAAGAACCGAACGCACAUUAAUUAAUUGAUGUGACAGGAAUUGUAAUGAUGAGCUGUGGAAAUCGAGAAAACUUUCAUUCACUAUUAUUUCUACAAAAGAGAAAGACGAGAUCUUCAUCCGUUUCUAGUUUUUCCAUUUUCGAUUUAAACAGCAUUUUUUUGAAUUUAGUUUUUUAUUGACAAUACAACGAAAUUCAUCAUUAUGAAAUUUAAAUGUUUUAGGAUGAUUUACACAUAGGAAGCUAAUAAUUUUUUGAGCGACAUAUCUUGUUCCUGAGUAGAUCAACUUUGUUUUGCCCCCUUGCGCUACAUUUUCUUUAAUUAAUUAUAUGAUUACCGGUUUUUUUAGAAUUCUAAUUACUGUAAUAUGAUAAAACUUGUAAGUUUGAAAACAUGUUUUGUGCCCUAUAAAUUGUGUCGAAACUGCAGCCUAUAUUGUCCCCUCAUAGAUAUAAUGGUUGGAGGCUCCGAAAUAGCAAACGUAUUGUCCGCCAAUUUACAAUAGUGAUGGUUUCUUGCAUUUUAUAUUUAUGAAGUAGAAAUCCUUCGAUUUUAAUGUUUAUUCUCUCAUUAAUUAUGCAAAUAUUAAAUUUGUAACAACCGGAACUAAAAUUUAAAAAAAAUGAAGAACGAACUUUUAUUAAAGAGAAUUGAUUUUCGUGUCGAGAAAAAGUAACGAAUGGAAUAAUUUUCAUUUGAAAACAAAAACACAGAAGUUCCAGAACUAUAGGUUAAGGAAGAAUCGUUUCUAUUUCUAUAAUUGUGUUAACUAGCAAAAAAUAUGGAAUCUCGAAAUAUUUUGAACACGUUUCACCCUAAAAUUUUUCAAAUUUUUUGUCAGUUACACGGGCACUUAAGACUAAUAUAUAUAUAUAUACAAAUAGAAGUAUCGUUACAACAUAAAUUUGUCGACUCAUCUUUAAAUAAUUGCUCUAUUUACAUACUCUUUUCAAUAUAAAUAAAUUCUUCCAAAUUAUUUUGUUGUUAAAAUCCACUUAUGUUAACAAUUUUAUUAAUUAAACCGAGGAACUUUUUUAGUACGCUCGAAAGAUUUUUAACUCGACUGUCCCCUCAUUUCUCAGUUUUUUACGCCAAUAAUUUUUUAAUAACCAUUUCUAACAUUAAAAUUGUGUAUAUACUUUUUUAAGUAAACAUAGUAAAAAAAUAACAAAAUAAAAAAUCUGUAAAAACUGUAUUUUAAAAAUAUCUCAUGGCGAAAUAACUGGAAAAAUCAGUCAAGAAAUUGCCCAAAUUGCUCUCCAUAUAUUGUUUAUCAUGAAAUGUGCAAACUGGUAUUUUGAAAAAGCAAAUCACAUAUAUUAUAUAGUUACGCCCAAAAUAAAGUGGGCUGCCUAUCAAAAUGUCAGCAAAAUUUUAGAGAUGUUUGUUUUUUUUUUUGUUCAAUGCAUACAACAUAAAAUCUGUUUUUUUUAUUCAGUUCAUUAUUUUAUAUCCCUUUUGAAUUUUUUAAAAAUUUUGGGAUGUUCUAAUGCGCCUAUACAAAAACCGGAAAUUUUAAAAGUCUAUACGCACGUCAUAAACUGGGCAUUUAUUUUCUUGUCUCAAACUUAAAAAAAAUUAUUUGUUCUCAAUAUUUUGAACCUUUUUUAGGGAUAUUGUAGCAUUCUUGAAACUAUAAAAUUUACUUGGUGAAUAUUCUGUGCUGCUAUGCCUAUAUAUCCAGCAUCUCUUGUUGCAUAUAUAUCAAAAUAUAAACCAAAUUACAAAAACUCGGAAAUCUAUGAAUAUAAUUUGAGAAAUUCGGGCAAUCUGCAUCAACCAUACGCUAGAUUAAAAAUUUCUCAAAAUAAUCCAAAUAUACUGAUACUAUAUUAUUUAAUAGACUACCACAUAAAUUAAAGCAACAACAGUCUGAAAUAUUAUUCAAAAAUAAAAUAAAAUGUUUGCUACUGAGGAAAAGCUAUUACUCUGCGGAUGAAUUUCUAAGAGAUAGCUUUUAAUGUUAUUAUUGUAGUUUUGCCUAGCCUUAAAAUCUGAAACUUACUGUUAAAAAGUUCAAAUUUAAUGGUGAAUAAUUUAUUACUAUUAUGUAUUGUAAUUUUUCAAAAAUUUUACAACCUCAAACUUUUAAAUAUUUUUGUUAUUUAUUGUUAUAAGUAUUAAAAAAAAUAGCUUAAUGACUAUAGUUUUAGGUAUGUCGUAUAAAUUAUUUACAUUUAGUCAAAAAAUUAAAACUUCCCGGAAAUUAUAAUGCCCCCAUACAAAAGGCGGGAAUUUUAAAAUCCCGAAUAGUCUAAAGGUCGGUUUACAUUACGGAAUUUUUCUUAGGAAAUUUCUUAAACAAAUUCCUUAUGAUUUUCUUAUGAUUACUUAGGAAUGAACACUAUUGUCGGUAUUCGAGUUUUGGAGUUUACAUUAUCGUGAAAUAACUUGUGAUUUUGUUAUGAUUAGUUUUGAUAUUUAAUCUUAAAUUUAAAGAUUUCUAACCUAGGCAGAGGUGACAACUGUGCUUCUCGUAAAGUAUGUAUAUCUUGAUAACAACAACAAAAUCAUUAUUUUUAUUUGUUAUUAUAAUAUUAUAAGUGCUAGAAUGAAGAUAAGUCGAUCAUUCCUAAAGUUUGUUUUAUUUUUGUAUUAAACAAUUACUGGGAAUAAAUCGACAGUAUUGAAAGAACAUGAACCAAAAUACAAAUUAAUGAGUUUCUAACCUCACAAAAUAACAGCCGCUGUACAGAAACGGCGCUAAAUUUAAAAUUAAUGAUAGGAACAAGAAAUAGCUACCGUCGUACAAUCACUUAUGAUUUCUUGAGAAUAUUCUUAUGAUUUUACUUGUGACCUUAAGUCUAUACCAAACAUACAAAAACUAAGAAUUUAUUUAAGUAUAUUUACUUUUACCAUACUUAAACAAAAUUUUUAUGUUCUCAGUAUUUUGAACCUUGUUAGGAACAUUUUAGCGUCCUUGGAACUAUAAAAUUUACGUGGUGAAUAUUCUAUUUAUCGUAAAUUUUCAAAAAUUUUGCAACCUCAGGCAUUAAAUAUUUUUCUCCGAAGCAAUUUUUUUUUGUCUAAAUUCGAUUUUUUAGACAGCCUAUGUAUUCUUACAAUAAAAAAAAACUAGCUUAUUGACUAUAGUUUAAGGUAUGUCGUAUACAGGCUGAUUUUUUUUAACCUGAAACUUUUAAAUAUCUCGAAAAAGAAGCACUCUGUGAAAAAAUGUGCAGAAUCAAAAUUUAAUCAUGUCGUGGGGAAUUUUUUACAUUUAGUCGUAAAAAUAAAAAAAUUGGGGACAUUAUAAUACUCCCAUACAAAAGGCGGGGAAAUACAAAAGUCUCAAAUAAUCUAAGUCUAUACCAAAUAUGUAUAUAAAAACUAAUAAUUUAGUUAAAUAUAUUUGCCUUAAAACAAUUAUUUAUGUAUUUUGAACCUUUUUAGGAACAUUUUAGCGUCCAUGAAACUAUAAAAUUUACUUGAUCAAUAUUGUAUGUAUUGUAAAUUUUCAAAAAUUUAUUAACCUGAACAAAUAUUUUUUUAAAUUUUUGUUCGUCUAAAUUCAAUUUUUCAGACAGCCUAUGUACUGUUGAAGUGAAAAAAAACUUCAGCUUAUUGACGAUAGUUUUAGGUAUGUCGUAUAUAACUUUUACAUUUUUUUUCUGAUUACUUCUAUAAAUUUAUAAAAAAUAAAUAAGCUAUCAAAUUAUUAGUUAUAAUAAUAAUAAUUAUCGACUUGUAAAGACUGGCAUAUUAUUUCCUUAACAAGUUAAUUAUUUUAUUAUUUCUAAUGCAUCGAAAUACAUGUUUCAAACUGAAAAAAUUUCACCACUCAUUUUUACAAAUUGAUUGAUCAAUUAUUAAGGAAAUGUGUUACAUGUGACUCGUUUCUUUUAGUUAUAAGCAAUUAUAACAAUUUGCAAAUACCUUAACCAAACAGUUAAGUCAUGAUCUAAAUUAGUUUACGUAAAAGUUACUCUGGUUAAGGACAGUAAAGACUUAAUUCGGAAGUUUGCCUAAAAUUAAUUAUAGCAACAUCACCUUUUGUACAAGAAAAAAAAUGUAUUUGAAACCUACUUUUGUAACAGUACUACAUAACAUUUUUUUGUCAGUGAUUUUUAUCUUGAAUAUAUACUUUUACUUUCCUUCAGCAUGAAUAGCCCAAAUUGGUCCUCUACUAAGUGCCGGUGUAAAAUCUAUAUUCAAAUCUAAAAUUUGUAAAAAUGGAAACUCAUUCUAGUCUCUAGAACAAAUACGUAGAUCAAUUUUUUAUUUUUUAUUAUUAUUUUUUUUUAAUCUUUAAACAAAGGACUAGUCAACACAGUUCGUAUUGUAGAUGUGAUCAUUAUACUGUACGUACAAAAAAAAUGUGCACAUUGUGCAACAAAUUUAGCAAAAGAAAAAAUUAUGAAAACGUUUAAGUGAUUUGACAAUAAGGGUAAAUUUUGGACAAUUUUUUUGAGAAUUGUUUCUCAUUGAAAAUUACGAAUUCAACAACUUAUUCUGCCUCUUUGGCUUUUCUUGCUGAAUUUAUUGCACAUUUAGUUGCACGGUUUAUUUAAAAAAAAAUACGAAUUUACACUAAUCGCUAUGAACAAGUUCUAGUAUUAAAAGAAUGAUAACCGCUGUGAAGUUACUCGGUCUCUAAAACAUUUAAAACUAAAUUAGUGUAUCAUUAACGUAAUUACUUUUAAAUUGCAUGUGACGCCAAUCUAAUUGUCACUUAAUCGGAACGAUUUUCACCGCCUUUACGGUCCGUAUUUAAGUAUUUGUCACCAAGAGCAAACAAUUUACCGUCUAUUUUUUUUUAUUGUUGCAACUUAAACCAUGACAAUUGUAUAAUAACGUAUCAAUGUUACGUAAACAAAUUACACUUAUAUAGUAAACUACUUAAACGAAAAUAGUAAAUAACUUCCUAUAAAUAAAUAAACGUGAAAUUCGAUGAUUAAUGCUUGCGUGUGCAUCCCACUGACCUACUAAAACGCGAAUUUCAGCCAGACUUAAUACAGUUAACAGAUGUUCAAUGCUGUAGCAAAUUAAACUCCUAACUAGUCAAUUAUAUUUAAUUUCAACAAUUCCAUCAGCCGUAGAGUAUCUCUGUAGAUAAUUUCCGCACUUUAUUUCUAUUGUUCACUAACAAACUCUUCACUUUCUACAAUCCAUCUGUGUCUUAAACAUUCUGUGUAGCUUUUGGGUAUUUUCACUCGACCUUUUCACACUUAUAUUCACACAUGCACAUGAGUACAUCGCUCUUAUCAAAAUUGCUAAAACAUUCCAUGAUCGACACGAUCUAAUCAUUGCAAAAUUAACGUAAAAAUUUGAAAAACUCCACCCCACUCCCGUUCCCAUUUAAAUUAAUCGUCUCGGACGGCUAGGCCCGGGAGGUCAAGCGGUACCAACUCAGGUACAACCGCUGGGAAACUCUCAGUUCCGAGCCGAGUUUGUCCCGAGAGUUG
Zophobas morio is the source of this 10330-nucleotide messenger RNA. RefSeq names its product filamin-B (gene jbug). Bases 160 to 4389 code for a protein of 1409 amino acids. Gene Ontology annotation, molecular function: actin filament binding. Gene Ontology annotation, biological process: actin cytoskeleton organization. Lineage: Eukaryota; Metazoa; Arthropoda; Insecta; Coleoptera; Tenebrionidae. The transcript is spliced from 12 exons. The record is from RefSeq and is a predicted model, not a curated record.